CAUCAACGCUCUCUUCUCCCUUCUUCCCCACCCUCCAUCCUCCUCCUCCUCCUCUCCGUCCCUUUUUUUUUCUCAUUCGCUUAUCUCGUGUACAAAAGUUCCUCCCAGUCUAUCCGUCCAUUCCCACAAGAUCACUUACUUCUGAACCAAUGGCUGACUACCAGGGCCUCCCUCAACACGACCAGGAAGAGGUCGGACAUGCCUACGACCAGCCCCAGAAGGGUGCCUUCCUCCGCAAGAAGAGCACACUGCUCCUCGCCACUGCCGCUAUUGCUCUCCUCGCCACCUCGGCCUACUUCUUGGGCGCGUCCAACGAGCUCUCGCCCAACAAGGUCCACUAUGAGGAUAUCGGUCUCUCCGGUAGACAUUACGCCCAGGGCCUCACCAAGUGCAAGGCCAUCAAGAGAGAGAACAAGCACCAGUACCCCGCUCCCGAGACCAGGACCCUGAACCCUCGUUUCGUCAAUGGCACAACCCCUACGCUGUUCAAGAAUGGAUAUAUCUUUGAUGGUGUGUCUGAAUCAUUCAGGGGCGAUCUUCUCGUCGACAAUGGUCUGAUUGUCAAGCUCGGCGGCAAGAUUGAAGCACCCAGGGACGCAGUCGUCGUUGACCUCAAGGGUCACAUCCUCACUCCCGGUAUCGUUGAUAUGCACAGUCAUCUCGGCGUCGAUUCCUGGCCUGCAUUGGAUGGGACUAGCGAUACAAACGAAAUGACCCAGCCUCUGACACCCUUCGUCCGCUCAAUCGAUGGAUUCAACCCAAGCGACCCUGCUCGCGAAUGGGUCUUGUCCGGAGGUGUGACUACCUCGCUCAUCCUUCCUGGAUCCGGCAACAUCAUGGGCGGAGAGGCCUACACUGUUAAGCUGCGCAAGGUUGACACCCUCAGCACGGACGACAUGCUGGUUGAGGCUGGUGUCGAUGACAAAUGGCGUUAUAUGAAGAUGGCCUGCGGAGAAAACCCCAAGAGAUUCUACGGUGGUUACCUCCAUCAGAUGCCGUCCACCCGUCUUGGUGAGGGCUGGCUCCUCCGUGACCAAUUUGCCAAGGCCACAGAGCUCAGACGCGCUCAGGAUGACUGGUGCCAUGCUGCUGAGGAACUGCCCCGCUUUGGUCGCCAUCGCCUCCAGACCCCCUUCCCUGAGGACCUUCAGUAUGAAAGUUUGGUUGGCAUUCUCAGAGACGAUGUCAAGCUCAACAUCCACUGCUACGAGACCCAUGAUCUGGAGGCCAUGGUCCGUCACUCAAAUGAGUACAGGUUCAAGAUUUCAGCCUUCCACCACGGACUCGAUGCCUAUCGCGUUCCCGAAAUCCUCAAGCGUGCCUACAAGGUUGUUCCCACCGUCGCCACCUUUGCCAGCAAGUUUGGUUAUAAGAAGGAAGCCUUCCAGAGCUCAGUCAACGCCCCCAAGAUCCUGGCAGACGCUGGUAUCUCGGUCGCCAUGAAGAGUGACCACCCCGUCCUGAACUCUCAGCAUCUCGUCUACGAGGCUGCCCAGGCUCACCACUACGGCCUCUCUGAAACCUUGGCUCUGGCCUCCGUCACCUCGGUCCCAGCCAAGGCCUUGGGCCUCGAUCACCGUAUCGGGAAGAUUGCUGUGGGUAUGGAUGCCGAUCUCGUCAUUUGGGAGAAGCACCCUCUAUCCCUUGGCGCCCAUCCUCUUCAGGUCUACAUUGACGGUAUUGCGCAAAUCAAGGAUGUGGAUGCCUCAAAGUGGGAGGAGCAAGGCGAGCCUCAAAAGUUCCAGGAGUUCCCCGACCUGGCUGUUCCAAAGGAUAAGAAUGCUUGUACUGAUAAGGCAGAUUCUGGAGUCUUUACUGGAAUCAAGAAGAUCCUUUUGAACGGCAACGAGGAAUUCAGCGGUGAAGGCGAUUUGCAGGUUGUUAUUGAGAACGGGGAGGUCGUCUGUACAGGUUACUGCGGCCACGAAGUUGCUGCCAUGACCAAGAAGGGCGGCCCUAUCUAUGAUCUCGGCGGAGAGGGUGUUGUUUUGCCCUCGUUGCUCUCUGUUGGAGCCCCUAACCUCGGCUUGCAAGAGAUUGCUGCCGAACCAUCGACUGGAGAUGGUCGCCACAACCUGAACCCCGAUGUCGUCUAUGCUGCCGAUGGACUUAAGUUUGGUGGGCUACAUAUGGACGAGGCCUACAAGGCCGGCAUCCUCACCGCUGUCACUGCCCCUGUGUCUCAACAUGUUGUCCAGGGUGUCAGUGUUGCAUUCCUUACUGGCGCCGAGAAUGCUUUCUCUCCCAAGGACGCUAUCAUCAGGGAGAAGGUCGCACUUCACGUCAAGAUUGGAGAUGAAAUCAAGUCGACUCUCUUCCCUACUGUUUCGUCCCAGAUCGCAUUCCUUCGCACCGCUUUGAAGGAAGGAAUUUCUGAUUUGUUCCACGCCGACAAUGAGUUUGCGCUCGCUGCUCGCGGUAAAAUUCCUUUGGUGAUUGAGGUCGAUAACCGGGACGAGAUUGUGCGCAUCAUUCAGCUCAAGAAGCAGCUUGAGCGUGAUGGCGCUAAGAUCAAGAUCUCGCUCCUAAGCGCCGUCGAGGCAUGGACUGUUGCUGAGCACUUGGCUGAGGCUGACAUUGGAGUUAUCUUGCGUCCGUACCUCUGCACCCCCGUCCAGUGGACUGCCCAGCGGUGCUUGCCUGGCGCCCCACUCUCUCAAGAGACUGGUCUUUCUGUUUUGUACAAGGCCGGUGUUAAGGUCGGUUUGGCUGCCCAUGAGCCCGAGGAUGUUCGCCAGCUGUCCUGGAUCGCUGGUUGGGCUCGCUCUGACCUUGGUAUCUCUGAGAAGGAGGCUGUCGGUCUCGUCAGCUGGAACUUGGCGGAGAUUGUCGGUCUUCAUACUAACCCCUCUGGCUUGGUGAUCUACAACGGCAACCCCUUCGAGUUUGGUGCCAAGGUCUCGGUCAUUGUCGGUGGUGGAAAGUCUGGCAUCCACUGCAACCCUCGCGCUUUCUAAACGUGCAGUGAGCUCAUUGCACGCAGUUGUAUAUCAUUUAAUCAUAAAAAGGAAUAAAGCAAGCGAGUACUUUCUAAAAUAA
Messenger RNA from Gamsiella multidivaricata, 3039 nucleotides. RefSeq lists its product as uncharacterized. Gene Ontology annotation, molecular function: hydrolase activity, acting on carbon-nitrogen (but not peptide) bonds. Bases 150 to 2957 code for a protein of 935 amino acids. Lineage: Eukaryota; Fungi; Mortierellomycota; Mortierellomycetes; Mortierellales; Mortierellaceae. The transcript has 3 exons. The record is from RefSeq and is a predicted model, not a curated record.